Molecule: messenger RNA, 1740 nt
Organism: Microstroma glucosiphilum
Lineage: Eukaryota; Fungi; Basidiomycota; Exobasidiomycetes; Microstromatales; Microstromataceae
Product: PTPA-domain-containing protein
Exons: 2
Coding region: 74-1615 (513 amino acids)
Biological process (GO): mitotic spindle organization
Cellular component (GO): cytoplasm; nucleus; protein phosphatase type 2A complex
Molecular function (GO): protein tyrosine phosphatase activator activity; peptidyl-prolyl cis-trans isomerase activity
Source: RefSeq, a predicted model, not a curated record
AUGGUCAAGCGCACGAAGCUCAGCUCACCGCCAUUCCCUCAACCCUCAAGAUAAUCGAGCUCACCCAUAGACAAUGUCGCCCAGCAUAGCCAUGCCUCGUCUGCCAACAGACGAAGCUUCGCGCUCCAUUCUGGCCGACAAGCUGCGCUCAGCAGCUCUCAGCGAUGGCCCCUCGUCAGCGUCAGCGUCAGCCUCCUCCUCCUCCUCACCUUCAGCCCCGGUCCCGGCACCACUGACCGAUGGUGGCAAUGUGAUGCCGACAUCUUCGCCCAGCGAGGAAGCUCAGACUGUCACUGUCUCAGACGUUAAUCGUGCUCCGCCACCGCCGCCUAUUGCAACAUCAUCAGCCGCGCCAGCAAAGGAGACGGCACCCCAGCCACAGCCACCCCUCCCGUACCACGAACCACCCAAGCCUCUCAACCCUCAAGAGCUCAUGUUUGCCACACCGACAAAACGAAUCGUUAGCCCGGCUUCGCUCAAGAGGUUCCAGAACUCAGAGGCCUUCAGUGAGAUUCUGGGACUGACACAGGCGCUCAAUGAGAGCGUCAAGGGCAAGAAGCUCACAGAUGAGGUGCACGAAAGCGAGGUGAUCAAGUCCAUCCUUGCCGUGCUCUCCACCAUCUCGUCCCUGGUGAACGAAACCCCAGCCGUGGAGAAUGCAGCCUCUCGCUUUGGAAAUCCUGCAUUCCGAGACUUGUACCAGAAGAUCAAGGCGCAGCUGAGGUCACUGCACGAGUCGAUACCGGGACUCAAGGCGAUGAAGAGUAACGGAGGGCAAGGCGUAGAUGCUGUUGAUGAAGUCGCGGUAUACUUUCAGGAAUGCUGGGGCAAUGAAGAGAGGAUUGACUAUGGUAGUGGAAUGGAGCUCAACUUCUUGUGCUGGCUUCUCUGCCUCGUGAAAGUAGGUCUCAUCGAUCUCUCCCGCGAUGGUCCAGCCCUAGUGCUCCGCGUCUUCUGGUCCUACAUCCAAGUCAUGCGUAAGAUCCAAUCUACCUACUGGCUCGAGCCCGCCGGCUCCCACGGCGUCUGGGGUCUGGACGACUACCACUUCCUUCCCUUUGUCUUUGGUUCAGCCCAACUAGUCCCACAUCGUCACCUUCGUCCCAAGUCCAUCCAUGAUGCAGAAAUUACCAGCGAAUUCAGCAAGCACUACAUGUACUUUGCCUGCAUCGAAUUCAUAAAUUCGAUCAAGACGGCUAGUCUUAGGUGGCACUCCCCCAUGCUAGAUGAUAUCAGCUCGGUCAAGACGUGGAGUAAAGUGAAUGAAGGGAUGCUCAAGAUGUACAAGGCAGAAGUCCUCUCCAAGCUACCCAUUGCGCAACACAUCUUCUUCGGGUCAUUACUGAAAUUCCCACCUGUCAAGCCUGGAGAGGAAGAGGAGGAAGAGGAGGGUGGAGCUGCUGGAGUUGACGCUUGUGGGCACUCCCACCCGCAUGGGCCUGCUGCUCCUGGUGGGGGAGAAUUGGUGGGAGAGGGACAGGCAGCAGGAUGGGGCGAUUGCUGUGGCAUUCCCAUCCCAUCGGUAUUCGCAGCGGCAGAAGAGGAGAAGGAAAAGGCACGAAGGGCAAAUGGGGUAUCUGUGGGGGGAGCAGUCAAGCGCGUACCGUUCGACUAGGCAACAAUGGAGAGACAUGGAAGAAGUCAUGCUUUACUGUCGUUUCUUUACUUUGUUAACGUAGCAGGUCUACAAAUACAUACAUACACUACUUAUUAUGACAUCACCUUCAACCGUCGAGCAAC